AUGAACAAGAUGUCUGUGAAAUGGCUCUCACUUCUGCUGCUACUACAGCUGACUUGCCAGUUUAGCUCUGGAAGUUGUGGAAAGGUGCUGGCACCGCCAAUGAACUACAGUCAUUGGAUGAAUAUGAAGACAAUCCUGGAUGAACUUGUCAUGAUGGGUCAUAAGGUGACUGUUCUGACAACUUCAGCUUCCAUUCUUAUUGAUCCCAACAAACCAUCUGCUAUUAAGUUUGGGACUUUCCCUAUGUCUUUAACUAAAGAUAAUUUGAAGCAUAACAUCAAGCAUUUGGUAGAGAAAUGGACAUAUCUGGCAAAAAAUUCGUUGUGGACAUAUUUUUCAUCAUUGAGAAGUUUAUUUUGGGAACUUUCUGAUAUGCUUAUGAAUAUCUGUAAAGAUGUUGUUUCGAACAAGAAGCUGAUGACAAAACUACAUGAAUCAAGGUUUGAUGCUGUUCUUGCAGAUGCUGUUGGACCCUGUGGUGAGCUGCUGGCUGAGGUACUUAAAGUACCUUUAGUAUACAGUCUCCGCUCCUCUCCUGGCUAUUCAGCUGAAAAGUAUAGUGGAAGACUUCCAUUACCACCAUCCUAUGUACCUGCUACAUUUUCAGAAUUAAGUGAUCACGUGACAUUCACGGAGAGGGUCAAAAAUAUGAUAUAUGCACUUUAUUUUGACUUUUGGUUCCAGACAUUUAAUGAGAAUAAAUGGAAUCAGUUUUAUGGCGAAGUACUAGGAAGACCGACUACAUUAUUAAAGACAAUGGGGAAAGCUGAAAUGUGGCUCAUUUGAACAUACUGGGAUUUUGAAUUUCCUCUCCCACUGCUACCAAAUUUUGAAUUUGUUGGAGGCCUCCACUGCAAACCAGCCAAACCCCUGCCUAAGGAAAGUGAUAGCGUUAGUAAGAAGGGAGGUUAA
Lagenorhynchus albirostris (white-beaked dolphin) is the source of this 912-nucleotide messenger RNA. Its product is annotated as UDP-glucuronosyltransferase 2B4-like. NCBI's taxonomy places the organism in Eukaryota, Metazoa, Chordata, Mammalia, Artiodactyla, Delphinidae. Gene Ontology annotation, molecular function: UDP-glycosyltransferase activity. The transcript is spliced from 3 exons. The record is from RefSeq and is a predicted model, not a curated record.